Messenger RNA from Manis javanica (Malayan pangolin), 740 nucleotides. NCBI's taxonomy places the organism in Eukaryota, Metazoa, Chordata, Mammalia, Pholidota, Manidae. The record is from RefSeq and is a predicted model, not a curated record.
AUGGCUGCAAUUCCAGAGUUGGGAGCAGGCAUAUUGGCUCGGGUUGAGGACUUUGCAUGCACAGGAGCAAAGGUGCGAAGGCAGAGACAAGCCAUCACCUCCGGCUUUGGAGCUGUGACCCAGCGCACCAGCUGUGGCACCAGGAUAUCCGGGUUCGGCAGCACCAUCUCAGCUCCCUUCACAUCUAUGGUGUCUGCAGGCCCCACUGGCAAUGGGGGCUUUGGGACAUGCGUGCCUGCCCCCCACAGCAGCCCCUCCACUUCGGCAUUUUGCUGUGGGUCAGGACAGAGUGGGAGAACUCAUCUGAAGAACCCUUUUUGGGGAGCCUUAAAACCUAGCUCCCUGGGUACAGCUGGCCAGAGCACACCCUCUUCCUUCCACAUGGCCAGCAUAGCCCAGAGCACGUCUGAGAUUGCAGCCAUCACCUCAGCCUUUGCAGCUAUGACCCUGACCAGCAGCAGCGGGACCAGUACAACAGGGUUUGGCAGCACUAUCUCACUGCCCUUCACGUCCAGGGUGUGAGCAGGUCCUGCUGGCAGUGGGGGCUUCAGUAUGAGCAUGGCUGCCCCCCCACAGCAGCUCCACCACUGGGACAUUCAGCUGUGGGUUAGGACGGAGUGGGAGAACUGGUUUCAGGAUCCCUUUCUGGGGAGCCUUGAAUCCGAACUCCCUGGGUGCAGCUGGCCAGAGCACACCCUCUCCCUUCCACAUGGCCAGGACGCCUCAGAACACAUCUGGGA